GGGAUGAAAGUUUAUAAUGUUACUCCUUUUAACCAGUUACCAAGUCUAGAGCCAAGAAGCAGGAGGGCAAAUGACCAAUUUCCUGGAAUUAAUGGACAAUCUAUUGAUGGGGGUGCAAAAGAUUCUUUGACUUCUUGGCAUCCAAUCCAAACAUUGCCUGUUGACGCUAUUUAUUUACUCAUUUUGAGAAUUACAAUAACUAAAUUCUCUGCUGAUGACACCAAAAAUCACACAAUUGAAGCCGAAGUUCAAUGGCGUGGUCCUUAUGGAUAUUUAUCAGCAAUUGACUAUCCUCUUUUACAUUUUUAUGGGUUUAUGUGUAUUUUUUAUACUUUGAUGGCUUUGGCUUGGUUAAUUGUUUGCCUUAAACAUUGGAAAGACCUUUUACGUGUUCAGUUUUGGAUAGGCGCAGUUAUAAUGAUUGGAAUGAUUGAAAAGGCUGUUUUUUAUGCUGAAUAUUCAAAUAUGAAUCAAACUGGAAAGUCUGUUGAAGGAUUAUUGGAGCUUGCCGAAUUGACUUCUUGUUUAAAACGAACAAUGGCACAUGUUUUAGUUAUUAUUGUCUCUGUGGGUUUUGGAGUAGUAAAGCCUAGACUUGGAUCGACUUUAAAUCAAGUAAUUGCUGUUGGAAUGUUAUAUUUUAUUUUUUGUGCUAUUGAAGGACUUACAAGGGUUUCGAAGCAAACAACAGAAGCGGUCAAAGAAAAACAGAUAGCUAAAAUGCCUUUAGCUCUCUUGGAAAUUUGUAUUGCUUGGUGGGUCUUCUCUUCCUUAAUUUCGACAAUGAGAGCACUUCGAUUAAGACGGAAUGAGGUUAAACUAUCUUUAUAUUUACAUUUUACCAAUGUUUUGGGUAUGGGACUUUUUAUUUCUGUUCUCUACAUGUUUUGGUCUUUGUGGAUGCAUCUGUUUCAAUACUGCAUGAAGGAUUGGAAGGAAUUAUGGGUAGAUACAGCAUUUUGGCACAUCUUUUUCUGUACAAUUCUUGUUGUCAUAAUGUUUCUUUGGCGUCCUUCACAAAAUAAUCAACGUUAUGCUUUUACUCCUUUAUUGGAUAAUAGUGAAGAUGAAAAUGAGGAAGAUAUUGAAGAAGAUGAAUUAUUUACUAAAAGUGGAGGACAACGCCCAGCUGUUUAUGAAGUUGUAUCCAAAAGAGAUAAAAAACAAGAAAAUGGACAGAGUAAUGGAAGUGUUGCUGGCAAAGAUGGAGAAAACAAGAAUAGCAAAUUAGAGGAUGAUCUUCAAUGGAUUGAAAAUAACAUUCCAACAACCUUAGCUGAAGCCUUAGUUGACGAAGAAGAAGAUAAAGCGCAACGAGAAUUGGAAAUUUCAAAAAUGCUUUGA
Molecule: messenger RNA, 1344 nt
Organism: Meloidogyne enterolobii
Lineage: Eukaryota; Metazoa; Nematoda; Chromadorea; Rhabditida; Meloidogynidae
Source: the annotation of a GenBank genome assembly